AUGGGAUGCUGCCUUGAAGGAGUUAUCAAUAGUAAAAAAAAGAGCAGGGUAUAACUUUAGUAUAAAAUAAAUUAGGAAUAUAAUGAUACUUAAAAGAAUAAUAAUUCGAAGAUAUAGAAUUUGCAAAACUCACAUCCAUUUAAAGACGAGGACAAUUAAGAAGUAGCUAAUGCAUCUAUUUCUCGAAGAUAGAGUAAGACGUCAAGUGUAAUCGAAAUUCAGAAAAAAUAGGAAAGCACAGUAUUAAAGGAAUAAGGAAACAACUUUUUUAAGUAGAAUAAAUUUUUAGAAGCCAUCAAGUGCUAUUCUGCUGCUAUUAGCCUGUUUCCUGACUCAGUUUACUACUCGAACAGAGCUUAGUGUUUUCGUUAACUCUCAAAUUGGGCAGAAGUUUUAAAAGAUUCAUGUGAAGCUAUUAGAUUGGAUCAUGAAAAUUAUAAGGCUUACAAUUUGAAAGGAAUGUCAUAGGUUAUGUUAUCAAAAGAAAUGGAUAUAAUGUCUGAUUAAUGGGAAUUAUUUAAUGUAUAAGGGAUUAAAAGCAUGUAAAAAGCAUUAGACCUCAUAAAUGAGAUUAGGAAAAACUAAGAUUUUUAGUUAAUAUCAUCCAUUCAGACUAAUAUAUCAAAGGCUAAUCAAAUAUUAAACCUUAAAAGAGCAGAAAAGUUGCAACGAAAGAAGAAUAAAUCAAAAAAUCUAAUUAAUAAAUUGAUUGAAAACGAUAAUUCUCUAAUCAUAGACAGGUCAGAAAUAGAAAAUUUUUUAGAAAGAAAAUUCUAAAAAAAAGAUUAAAGACCUCCAGAUGCAUUUACAUGCAUUUUUACUUUAGAUUUAAUGGUAAAUCCAGUAAUAACUAGUAGUGGGUUAAGUUAUGAAAAAUCUUUGCUAGAAGACCACGUAAAAGUUAAUGGAGAUGUAGAUCCAACUACUAGAGCACAAAUUAAUUUUAAAAAGUGUAUUGAAAAUAAGGAUUUAAAAUCUGCUAUUUAAGAUUUCAAAAGUAAAAAUAUAGACUCAGAAUUUAGUACUAAUUAUCAUUAAAUAACUUUUUGA
This is a messenger RNA of Tetrahymena thermophila SB210, 1050 nucleotides long. RefSeq names its product U-box protein. Gene Ontology annotation, molecular function: protein-folding chaperone binding; ubiquitin protein ligase activity. Gene Ontology annotation, cellular component: cytoplasm. The record is from RefSeq and is a predicted model, not a curated record. Lineage: Eukaryota; Ciliophora; Oligohymenophorea; Hymenostomatida; Tetrahymenidae. Gene Ontology annotation, biological process: cellular response to misfolded protein; protein quality control for misfolded or incompletely synthesized proteins; positive regulation of proteolysis. The transcript is spliced from 5 exons.